AAACAAUCUAACAUUGUACUUUGAUCUAACAACCCCCACCCCCUUCUCAACCAUAUAUAUUCAUCUAUAUUUUCCCUCAUUUUGAGGAACAAAACUAAAAUAAAAGCUCUCACAUAUCCUUUUUUUUGGUGGCUCAAGAUGAGUAAUCUUACUUCUAGUCCUGCACCUUGUAGUAGAUCAUGGUCAAUUAGUGAGGACUCAUUGAGAAGAUAUGUGUUCUAUGCAAGUGAAAAUUGCAUCCAGGAGUUGUUAUCAGCUUCAGAUUCAAAAAGCUGUAACGAUGGCUGGAAAAUACUCGGCGUAGAUAACGGCGUUGAGAUAGCUAAACGCCGUUCAGGUUCCCUUCACACUUUCCGUAGCCGUUGGUUACUCAAAUCUGUUUCUCCUCAACAAUUCAUCACUGUAGCUAACGCCAUUGAUGCUGCAAGGCAAUGGGACGGGGACUUAGUAGAAGCAAGAUACAUAAAGGAUUUGGAAGAUAAUUUGAGUAUUAUACGUCUUAGAUUUGGGGAAAAUUCGAAGCCUUUAUUCAGAAACAGAGAAUUCAUUGUCUAUGAACGUCGUGAAACUAUGGAUGAUGGAACACUGGUAGUAGCAGUAGCUUCACUUCCAAAAGAGAUAGCAGCAGGUUUGCACCCAAAGCAAAACAAUGCAAUAAGAGGUUUAUUGUUGCAAUCUGGAUGGGUUGUUGAGAAAAUUGAUCAUGAUUCUUGCAUGGUCACUUACGUUGUCCAGUUGGAUCCAGCAGGAUGGUUACCAAAAUGCUUCGUGAAUCGGUUGAACACAAAGUUGGUUAUGAUCAUUGAUAACCUUAAAAAGCAAGUGCUUUCUAGCCCUACCAAUAGUGAUGAUAGUACUUGAUUUAAUUACUACUUUUGUACAAAAAAAAAA
Solanum lycopersicum (tomato) is the source of this 891-nucleotide messenger RNA. Its product is annotated as SRPBCC ligand-binding domain superfamily protein. Lineage: Eukaryota; Viridiplantae; Streptophyta; Magnoliopsida; Solanales; Solanaceae. The record is from RefSeq and is marked validated. Gene Ontology annotation, molecular function: lipid binding.